Cyclopterus lumpus (lumpfish) is the source of this 4717-nucleotide messenger RNA. RefSeq names its product nudix (nucleoside diphosphate linked moiety X)-type motif 3b (gene nudt3b). Lineage: Eukaryota; Metazoa; Chordata; Actinopteri; Perciformes; Cyclopteridae. Gene Ontology annotation, biological process: diphosphoinositol polyphosphate metabolic process; diadenosine pentaphosphate catabolic process; diadenosine hexaphosphate catabolic process. The record is from RefSeq and is a predicted model, not a curated record. Gene Ontology annotation, molecular function: diphosphoinositol-polyphosphate diphosphatase activity; bis(5'-adenosyl)-hexaphosphatase activity; bis(5'-adenosyl)-pentaphosphatase activity. The transcript is spliced from 5 exons. Gene Ontology annotation, cellular component: nucleus; cytoplasm. The coding region runs from base 211 to 747 and encodes 178 amino acids.
CCAACUACGUCGUGGGCGUAGCGGCUCCUUGUAAUGGCGACCGUGCCGUAGCUGUGCCCAGGUUCGUGUGAAAAUGAAGCGAAGAAGAAGUUAUUUCUUUUAAGUGACACGCCGAGGUUCCCCGGAGGAGGACUUUGCGUCGACGACCGUCGUCUUCACACGCGGUGAACUUAGCUGUACUUUUGAACUUUUUCGUUUCCCCCUUUCGAUAUGAUGAAGCUCAAGUCGAACCAAACCCGGACGUACGACGGGGACGGCUACAAGAAGCGGGCCGCCUGCCUGUGUUUCAGGAGCGAGAUCGAGGAGGAGGUGCUGUUGGUGAGCAGUAGUCGACAUCCUGACAAGUGGAUAGUUCCUGGAGGGGGAAUGGAGCCCGAGGAGGAGCCCAGUGUUGCUGCAGCUCGAGAAGUGUGUGAAGAGGCUGGUGUGAAGGGGACUUUAGGUCGCUUAGUUGGAGUUUUUGAGAACCAAGAGAGGAAACACAGAACCUACGUCUACGUCCUUCUUGUAACAGAGUUGCUGGAGGACUGGGAGGACUCGGUCAACAUUGGGAGAAAAAGGGAAUGGUUUAAAAUAGACGAUGCCAUAAAAGUGCUGCAGUGUCACAAGCCCGUGCAGGCCACCUACUUCGAGGGCCUCCAGGAGAGUUGCCUGACCAGUAACGGAACGCCUCUGGUGGCCACGAUAAGUGGGGACCUCUCCCCUACCUACAGCAUCAAUCAGAGCUCCGUCUCGGGUAUCAGAUAACUAAAACCAUACAACUCUUUGACACCUCCCCGGGAGCUUUCGCCACCACUUGCGCUCUUACCACGUGUCAUUUCUCUUCUCCUCUUCUUUGUUCUUUUUUUUCUCUUCUCUACUGUCUCAAUAACAUGGUUUGCCUUGCCAACUACUUUGUGCCAGAACUUGUGGCACAGACUUGGUGACAAGUGUAGGGUGAAUAGUCUGAAACACUUUGUAAAUGUAAAUGUAAUUUUUGACCCCUGUUUUUUUUUUUUUUUUUUUUUUUUUUUUUUUCCCCCUCUCUCUUCUUCUCCUUUCUUUUUACUGACAACUGCAUGAAAUGUCGUCCCGUCUCCUCCACUCACUCUUUCUCUCACUCUCUCUCUCUCUCUCUCUCUCUCUCUCUCUCUCUUCCUUUAACGCGCCCUUAGCGUGGUGUUUAUUGAAUGCAAGAACUACUUUUUACUGUUGUAAUGUAAAAGUGUAUACUUAGUGCUUAAGCGGAAAAAAAGGCUUCUGGUGGUCUUUUUAAAGUCUCCUCCAUUUAUUUCAGAUAUAUAUUUUUUUUUUCUUUGUGAAUGAAUGGUGCCCAUUAGUGUACUCCCCAUACCCCCCCAUCCCCACUCCCCCCAUGUUAAUAAGGAUAGGAAAUGUUGUCUGUAUCUGAAUGAACAGAAUUGUGGGAAGUGACUUGUCUUGCAUGAGCACUGUUCUGUUGUGGGUGACCUGACGGUGCAACAGACUUGUGGCGAGGUCUUUUGGAUUCUCUUCAUUUUGGUUCCUUAUCAUCAUCGUCAUCGUCGUCGUUGUUGAUGUCUCCGAUAAGAAGGAUGCGCCCCCCCCCCCGUCCCGUCCCCCGUCCACUAGGUUUUUUUUUUUUUUUUUUGUUCAAGUGUCAAGUGCGUUUCUCUCUCUCACUUCGGGGAAGCUUGCCAAGCACUACAGGUUUCACUCUCCCAGCAGCGCAUAAUAUACACUGUAAAAGAGAGUGAGCGAAUGUCAACAUACAAUGUCAAAUGAACCACCGUUCCUCCUCAGUGUCUUUACCUCCUUUUUCAAUACCCCCUUUUUUUAAUUUUAUUUUAUUUCCUUUGACUACAAAAGUCUUCCUCCACAUAUUGAGAGGGUAGUAGAUUUUAUUUUAAAAAAUCAUGGACUUUGCAGCACAUAUCACUUAAGUUAUUAAAACCCAUUUCCAUGUUUUACUCCUCACAUUCAGUUUGGUUCAAAGCAAUCUGUUUACACUGCUCGUAACGGCACAGGUGACUUCAGUGGGCACUCGUGGGCAUAAUUAUCUAUUUUUUUUCCUUUAUUAUUUAAUCUGCAUUUCCCCCCCCCCCCCCCCCCCCCCCCCGCCCCCAAAAAAACACUCAAAAAACAUCUGCUUGACAUCGAAAGUAAUCAAAUCUAUAAUGCCGGUGCAGAACAAACAAGCCUUGUACAGUUUGAGACCUCGUUUUUAACAUGUAAAAUGCUUUUGGAUACUAGUUUUUUGUUUUUAUGUUUUUUUCUCUCUCUCUAACGUCUGGCAAAAAGUCUCUUUUUGGCCGAGCUGCGUCACUCGGCCUCGACGUGGCGCGAGGCAGCCGGCUCAAUACUGUGAAACUGGAGGCGCUGUAGAUAGCAUGUUAGAGGUUUUUAUUGUAAAUUGUUUAUUUCUGUAUAGAUCAAAGGUGAGAGGACAAAAUGACAAAAACACCUCUUACUCGUCUGUGAGUCCGACAUGUCAUUUCAAGUGAGACUGGAAGAAUGGAUUGAGCUGUUGGGAUAGAAUACUGUAGAGCUGAGGCUCAUGGACAAGGGAUGUGGUUAUUGGGGAGAGUGAGGAGCAUAUUUAUUAUCGAAUAUUCCCAAAAUUCCGAAUUUUUUUAUUUUAUUUUUUAUUUUUUUUAGAAAUAUUGUUGUUUUUUUUUUGGACCAAACCAAACUUGCAACAGUAAAGGAUUACUGUUCUUUGACUUAACGAUAGUCUUGAGUUUCCAAACCACCGAUUUUAGUUUAGAAGUAAAGCAGCCGCCAGCGGUUUGCAAUAGACGGUUUCUUUCAUUGUUGUUUCUGCAAAAACUUUAACAUGAUACUGUGGUUUUCUGUCCAUAUUUAAAUCUGUCAUUUAUAUGGCAAACAGUUUCCAACCUUAGGAGCCUCGUUGGCAUUUGGGCGAGGGGGGGGGGGGGUCAGUUAAUAAUACUCUGCUGGUUCAUGACUUCAAGUGACCUCUUUCAAAGUCUUUAAAGCUACUAUAAUCAAUGUUUCUAUAUGGAGUUCAACUUUGAGUCCCUUUUUUAAAAUAAUUUUUUUUCAUACAGAUAUGACAGCGAUUACUUUGCCAGCUCUCCAAAAAAAAAAACUCUCCCAUUUUAGUUUUGGAUUGUGGCUGUAUUUUCUUGAAUGCUCAAAAAAAAAAAAGUAAAAUUGUUUCAUCUUGGUUAAAAUGAUGGGAUGCACAUUUAAGGAAACUACAGUAUCAUGAUUCAGUCGUCCAGAAACCUUUUUUUCAACAACAAAAAAAAAAAAAAGGAAAGAAAGAAACCGCCAUGGGAAAUAACACGGCACUGAAAUCAGUGUUCACAAAAAGCGAAGCUGGAAAAGGGGGUCAGAAGGUUGCUCGGCACCGGGCGGUUGUCUUUUUAAAAAAUUUUUUAUUCAUGGUCCUUUUUCUCCCGGUAAUUGUGGGGGCACAACUCAGCCAGAAAACCAACUCCAGACAGACUCCUUUUAUUAUCCGUCAAUGGCGAGAGAGAGAAAAAAAGAGAGAAAAAAACCCCUCUCUGGAUGAAAGUAUGUGUGGAAGGAGUCACAAGCCUCCUUCACAACAGGGCCAGACUUUGACUUUAUUGCCGUGCACCAGGAAGGCGCGGUUGGCCCAAAGUCUGGCUUUAUGGGGAUGGGGGGGGGGGAGGACACCUGGCACUUAAAGAGAGAAAGCGUGCGUUGAUUAGACCCCAUCGAGUCUUCAUUGAAAUGUGCGAUCGGACGUCAAGGGCUUGAAUCUGUAUAUGGCUUUAAAAAAAAAUCUAAAACUGAGUAAUUGGAUGGUUGGAUGACAGGUACUGUCAAAAUGAAUGUGAGGAGGAUGUUCACAAGUAACAGCCAGUGACUUAAUUAUUAAUGACCACUUGUUCUGGAUCCAUUUUUUUUGUUUUUGUCAAUUUAAUCUGUUGUGUUAUUGACAAGAAUAUGUCUUGUGUAUAGCUAACACGGCACCCUUUCAGCCAGAGGACGCACGUCGGUCAAUAAGGAUGAGUGUCCAAUUUUUAUUUUAUUUUUUUGUUAACUCCCUUCUAACUGAAAAUACAAGCACUUCCUGUCAUGUGUAAAGUGAUCUGGGCUGGAGUUCAGCAGGAGAUUUAUGAAGUACAUGAAGUCUCCAUAUGAGCACGUUGGGAGUUAAAUGUGGAGUCAAAGGUAUCUUCCCCUUUUUCCUCACUGCAGAUUUCUAUAACUUUUGGCUCUCGUGUAGGACAUUGAAGCUUCAGAACUCGGGGGAGGGGGGGGGGGAGAAAAGCGAGAGGACAAAUUAUUUAGAGAACAAUUUGAGCUUCGGAUAGUCACUUCCUUUUUUUUUUUUUUAUUUACCAAAGGUGAUGGUAUACAUAUGUAUUGCCCCAUCUUGUGGCCAACGCGAAAAAAUAAGUGUAUAUAUUAAAAGCACUGCUGAGGAUCGUGGCAUUCGGUUUCCUUUAGUGUGAUGGUCAGAUGGGCAUUUUAAUAACUGAAUGACUUAAAUAAUUAGAAAUUGAUUGAUAAACACAGUUCAAAGAUUCACCCCCCCCCCCCAAAUACUAGUAAUUGAGUAACAAACUAAACACUUGCACCUGACCUCAGCCUUGAAGUUACGUACUCGUAGUUCUGUUCUCCAAGGUAAAUGUGUCACUGGAAUUUUUCCUCUCCUCCCUUCUUUUGUCAUUUGGGACUGUGGAAUAAAACCAGUGCGAGAAGACUGAAGAUUGUAAUAUAAAUGUGCCAACAAAUAAACACCAGUAUUUCACAUUCA